This is a messenger RNA of Postia placenta MAD-698-R-SB12, 804 nucleotides long. RefSeq lists its product as hypothetical. Bases 1 to 804 code for a protein of 267 amino acids. The record is from RefSeq and is a predicted model, not a curated record. Lineage: Eukaryota; Fungi; Basidiomycota; Agaricomycetes; Polyporales; Adustoporiaceae. The transcript has 2 exons.
AUGUCGCUGACCACCAUCGAACUCAAGGUGCAAGUUGCGAUGAGCCUGCUCGAUGGCGACGCCCGCACCUGGGCCACUCCUUACUUUGCCCAACUUGCGUCGGUGCAGAUGGGUGCUCGCUUCGGUAAUCUCGACGAUGAGGCAGCAGCACAAGUAAAGUUGGCGAAGCUCUGCGCGGACAAGUCAGUCCGCGAAAAACGCACCGCCGCAGAGUUCUCCACGCUGUUCAAGGGUCCGGCGGAUCGCUCUGGGUAUGGGGACCUGGAGCUACGUGACAAGUACCUGAGUGGCAUCCCCUCCCGCGUCUACCGGAAAAUCGAGCUCGAGACCUUCACCACGUGGAGAGACACUGAGAAGCGCACCACCGAGGUCGAGCAGAUCCUCGACAUCAGCCAGGCCUGUUGGCCCGAGCUGAACAACUUUUUCUCAGUACGAGGUCGAGGACGUGGAGGGGCACAUGGUGGUGCACCCCAGUCGCAUGCAGCUUCGGCCAGCAUCAAUGCGGCCGUCAGAAAAGGAGACUUCUUUGGCAGUUGUUUUGGCUGCAGGAAGCAAGGAUAUCAACAAUUCGAGUGCCCCAAUUGUAAGGUCAAGCCUUACACAAAACACAUUGAUACACGGGCUACGGUUGCCUCGGGUUCCACCCAGGUGGCGACAAGCACCCCUGUCGCUUCAUCCUCGGCGGGUACAAGCACCACUUCAGCGAAAUUGAAAAGCUCCGAGCUGGCGGACUUAGUAGCACAGAUGAAGUCGAUGCGCGAGGAGUUGGAGCACUAUCGAGCGCUCAAAGAAGAGUCUUUUUGA